This is a messenger RNA of Caretta caretta (loggerhead turtle), 10038 nucleotides long. Lineage: Eukaryota; Metazoa; Chordata; Testudines; Cheloniidae. The record is from RefSeq and is a predicted model, not a curated record.
UCCAUUGUGUGGCGCGGCUGCCGGCAGCUCCGGAGCGAGGGAGCGGAGCAGGGCGGGCGCGGACGAGUGUAAAUCAAUGGGGAAGCCCCGGCGGCGCCCCGAUCGAUCCGCGGGCCGGGCCUGAGCCAGGGGGAGGCGCUGGAGGAGGGGAGCGGCCGGAGCCGAGCUCCCCCCCCAUCCCCACCCCCGGCGGAGCCCCCUCUUCCAGCGAGCAGAGGUCUCGGCUCCUGCGCUGAGAUGACCCCUCCACGCUCCUCCUGCCUCCACCGCCAUGGACGCUCCCUCUAACUUUGCCUCCUCUUCUUCCUCCUCCUCCUCCUCCUCCUCCUCCGCCCCCCCGGCCGACGGGCAGGAUGCCAGGGCUGCGGGCUGGCCACCUCAGGACCCCUCCGCCCCUCCAGCCACCAAAGAACCCUCCCUGCCGGACCCCCCCUCCGCCUCCCCUUCCCCCGCUGAGACCAUGAGGCCCAGCCCCAUCCCGCGGCUGGAACCAGGCCCCGCCAGUCUCCCAGCGGCCAUCUUGUCCACCCCACAACUCCAGGCAGGCUUCAGCCUAGUAGCACCAAGCCCAUCCCUCCUCCAACCCUCGGCCCCCAGGGAAGAUGGCCAGGAGGAGGAGGAAGAAGGAGGCAAUGAUGAUGAUGAAGAGGAUGUGGAAGAUGAUGGCAGCACAGCCCAUCUGCUCUUCUUCCCUGAUGGCUCAGCCUAUCUCCUCAGCGGCAGCCAUGUUCUCUUACCAAAGGGCUACCCUGGCGCCACGGCAACCCUGCCGGUGUCCACCCUCCACGUCCAAGAUGGCGGCCCCAACCAAGGCUUUAUGUCUACUGACCAAAUGUCCCAGAAUACCUCAGCGCCGGGCGAGCAGCCCCCAUCCGGCGCCUUCCGCAGCUACCGACUAGCCAGGGCCUCUGCUCCCACCACCUCUGCCAAAAACUCUCCCACCGAACCCAAAGAUGCCGUCACCGACGGGGAGGGGGAAGCCAAAGUUGGCCAAGAGGAAGAACCAUCAUGGCCACCCUGGCUGUGCUUGGCCUGCCGUCUCUCCUUCCGACAGGGCUGCUCCUUGGCAUCCCAUGCCCUCUCGGCCCAUGGGGUGCGGCUCAGCCCCGGGGAGCGCCGGGCCCUGUCCCGAGGGGUUCCCGCCAUUCUCCAGGGCACUGCCCUCAGCUUCCUAGAACCAAAUAACCCCACCAGCAGGGUGGACCUCAGCGCCGGAAUGUGUAGUGGAUGGGUGAAUGUAAUGAAGGAGGAGGAGGAGGAGAGAAGCCCCCAAGAAGGACGCAAGCCACCCGAUGCCAAAGAUUCAAGGGCCGGCAGCGUGGACUGGGCCAACGGGGGACAGGAGGAGGAGCAAGAGGAGGAGAAGGCUGAAGGCAGGAAGGAAGAAGAGGAUGGGCUGAGGCUUCCGCCAGACCAAAGCUCACACGGCCAAAGCCCACCAAGAGGCACCAACGUCCCAGAUGACCCACCACCACAGAAGGCCAACACCGAGGUCAGCGUUGGGUUGGCCAACACCGAGCUCAACAAUGAGGCCAAUGUUGGGUUGGCCAACAGCGGGGUCAACCCCAACACUGGAGGGGUCCCUAUUGGCUUUGGGGACGAUUACACGGCCAUGGCCUAUCCUGGGCUCAGUCUCUCUGGCCACAUGUCCCUGCUGCAUUCCCGCAACUCCUGCAAAACCCUCAAGUGCCCCAAAUGCAACUGGCACUACAAGUACCAGCAGACCUUGGAUGUCCACAUGAAGGAGAAGCAUCCUGAAAGCAACAGCCACUGCGCCUUCUGCAGUGCCGGAGGCCCCCACCCACGCCUCGCCCGCGGCGAGAGUUACAACUGUGGCUAUAAGCCAUACCGCUGUGAGGCCUGCAACUACUCCACCACCACCAAGGGGAACCUCAGCAUCCACAUGCAGUCGGACAAGCAUCUAGCCAACCUUCAGGGUUUCCAAGCCAACACGAGCAGCGGGGCCCAUCCGGUGCCACCAGCCACCCCCACAGCCCCGACCCCUGUGGCCCCUGAGGAGAAAGAGACCAAGAGCAAGACGUCCUGGCAGUGCAAAGUCUGCAGCUAUGAGACCGGCAUCUCCCGCAACCUACGCAUCCACAUGACAUCGGAAAAGCACAUGCAGAAUGUGCUUCUCCUCCACCAAGGGCUGCCAUUGGCCUUGCCUGGACUCCUGGGACAGCCGGGGGGCAGCAGUGGGGGGAAACAGCAGCCGCAGACUGAGCUCUUCCAGUUCUAUGGGGUGCAGGCUCUGGGUCACCACCAUGGCCACCACCAUGCAGGAGCCACCAGCGCCGUCCAGGGACUGCGGGUGGAGAAGCCCAUGGAACCAGCCCAGCUGCUGCUCAAUGGCUUCCACCCACUGGGUCCCGCUGGGAGGAAGGGGGCGGUUUCAGCACCAGCGGCUCCGGUGUCACUUUCCCCCUCCCCAUGUCCUCUGCCCCCGCCGGCCCCUGCCUCCCCCCCACUGGCUGUGCCAGUGGCAUCGGAGCGGCUCUUCGGCUGCCUGGUGUGCCAGCGGUUCGGCACGGACAGUGUGGAGGAGCUGCUGCGGCACUCCACCGCUCCGCGCCGGCUGCCCGAGGCCGAGUGGAAGGAGGUGGCGGGGGAUCUCCACCGCUGUCGGCUCUGCGCCUACGGCACCCAGCUCAAGGCCAACUUCCAGCUGCACCUCAAGACUGACAAGCACGCCCACAAGUACCAGCUGGCUGCCCACCUGCGCGAGGGGGGCGGGGCCUUGCCCACCGCCGCCCCCGGAGGGGCCGAGCUGCAGCCUGGCCCUGCCCCUGCCCCGGCCCCCCUCCACCUGCGCUGCAACCUCUGCGACUACGAGACCAACAGCAAGGAGAAGAUGCGGCUGCACGUGCGGGGGGCGGGGCACGAGGAGGGCGAGCGAAGCUACAAGUUCCUACUGGAGUUGGAGGCGUCGGCACCGGGUCCCGACCCCCCGCACUUCCACUGCCUGCUCUGCAACACCACCGCUCCUUCCUGCCUCGCCAUUCUGUCCCACCUGCGGGCCCCCCGGCACCGCGAUGCCCAGGGCCAGCACCGCCUCCACCUGCUGCAGGGCGGGCGACCCACAGACGAGGGCACCAAGGCCCUGGAGAGAUGCAUCCGCCUGGCCGAGCCCGUGCCCCGGAGCACCGGGAAGGAGUCGGCAUCCGAGCCCACGACCCCCGAGAAAGAGACUCUGAACAAAGCCCCGCCCCCAGGACUGGACGAGACAGAGACGAAGAGCCGCGCAUCGGGGGAAACCCAGACCGUGGUGUUCUGCUGCCCAUACUGCAGCUACGUGAGCCGGGCGCUGGCGGGGGUGCGCAGCCAUGCCGUCUCCCAGCAUGCCCUGCAGCCGACCUACCGGUGCCCACUGUGCCAGGAGGAGCAGCUGGUGGGCAGGGGCAGCCUGCGGGUCCAUCUCAGUCACGUCCACAACGUGGUGCCCGAAUGUGUGGAGAAACUGCUCCUUGUGGCCACCACAGUGGAGAUGAACUUUGCCACCAAAGUCCUACCCAGCCCUGCCCCCGAACCUCCUGAGACAGGAGCAGCCCCCAACCCUGAGUGCAGGGGGGAGUGUGAAUUCGCACCCACAGCGCCCCCUGCUGGAGACGCCACCACCUCAGCCCCACUCGCCCCUGCCCCCUCGCCUCCUCCUCCAGCAGCCGACCUGCCCCCCCAGCCCUGCCCGGCCUCCCCCCCGGCUCCGAAGGCCAACGACAUGGAGGAGGAAGCUCCUGUCCAGCUUCCCGCCCCCUCUGAGGAGCAGCAGCGCCCCCCCGAGACCUUGCCGGCCCUCCAGGACCCACGGCACCCCCUGUCCUACCGGAAAGCCACCAACUUUGCCCUGGACAAGUUCUUGGAUCCGUCGCGGCCCUACAAGUGCACGGUGUGCAAAGAGUCCUUCACCCAGAAGAACAUCCUCCUGGUCCACUACAACUCCGUCUCCCACCUCCACAAGAUGAAGAAGGCUUCGGCCGACCCCAGCGCCCCGUCCAGGGGUGACUCGGGGGCUCCCGGUGCCCCCCCGCCCUCCUCCGACAAGCCCUACAAAUGCACCACGUGCCGGGUGUCGUACAACCAGAGCUCCACCCUGGAGAUCCACAUGCGCUCGGUGCUCCACCAGACCCGCUCCCGGGUGGCCAAGGCGGAGGCCGCCAGCAAAGGAGAGGCAGGGGAGGCGGGGGAGGCGGGGGAGGCAGCCCCGGUGCCCCCCACUGAAGCCGAGCCCCCCAAGAUCCUGGAGGUGCCAGGGGCGCUGCCCUUCCCGGCACCGCUCUUCUCCCCCCCGCUGCUGCCGCCAUUCCCGGUCGUGCCGGAAUCUCUCCUCAAGCUGCAACAGCACCAGCUCCUCCUGCCCUUCUACCUGCACGACCUCAAGGGGGCGCCCAAGCUCGCGCUGGCUGCGCCGGCCCUGGCCCUGCCGGCCCCGUCCGCCCCGCUGAUCCUGGCUCCGCCCAAAGAGCCGCCCCCGCCCCCGCCGCCCCCGCCGCCUGCCCCGGCCAAGACGGAGACGGAGGAGGACGCUGGCGGAGAGGAAGCCAACGUGGCCUCCCACCCGGCGGCCAAGGCUCUGCUGGAGAACUUCGGCUUCGAGCUGGUGAUUCAGUACAAUGAGGGAAAGCAGGGGCCGGGGGGCACAGCCCCCCCUCCAGUGGCCCCGCUGCCCCGCCCGCCGGCCGAGAAGCUGCGGUGUGGCACCUGUGGGAAGGUCUUCUCCAACAUGCUCAUCCUGAAGACGCACGAGGAGCACGUUCACCGGCGCUUCCUGCCCUUCGAGGCCCUCAGCCGCUACGCCGCCCAGUUCCGGAAGACCUACGACAGCAUGUACCCGCCGUCCGAGGGCCCUGCCCCCACGGAGAUCCCCCCAGCGCCCCCCGGCAUCCCCCCUCUCUGCCCACCCUUCCUGAUGCAGCCGGUGCCGGUGGUGGUGCCCCCAGGGCUGGCCGAAGCUGAAGGGCGGUGGGUCCAGGGUGAGGAAGAGGAAGCAGGGAUGGACCCAUCCCGGGAUGGUCAGUCAAGCCGGCGGUUCUCCCGCACCAAAUUCACCGAGUUCCAGUCGCAGGCUCUCCAGUCCUUCUUUGAAGCCAGCGCCUACCCCAAGGACGGCGAGGUGGAGCGUCUCUCCAUCCUCCUGGGCUUGGCCAACCGGGUCAUCGUGGUGUGGUUCCAGAAUGCCCGGCAGAAGGCCCGGAAGAAUGGUGCUGAGGCAGGGGGCGCUGGAGGGGGCAUUGUCACCAGCCAACCCAGCUGUAAGAAAUGCCAAGCCGCCUUCCGGUGCAUCUUUGACCUGGUGCGGCAUCUCAAGAAAUGCUAUGAUGACCGUCCCUCAGUGGAAGGCAAUGAGGAGGAGGAGGAAGAAGGAGAGGAAGAGCCAGAGGAAGAGGAACCGGAGGAAGAGCCUGAGCCACCAGCUGAGGAAGAGGAGGCGGAAGAGGAGGAAGAGGCACCAAGGGGCGAUGGAGACCCCAAGGAAGAUCAGCCAGUGAACGAUGGAGCCAUGGAGCCCCUGGAGAGCAACGCCCCCGCAUUCUCUUCAGAUCCACCAGGAGCCCAUGGCUCAGCACUCCUGGCCCCUCAUGACCCACUGCCGGAGCUGCCCCGCAGCCAGGGGGUGCCCAUGAAGAGGAAGCAUGAGGAUGGGAGCCAGUCGCCGGGUGGCGGGAGCAGUGGCGAAGGGGAACCUCCGCGAGACAAGCGUCUCCGAACCACCAUCCUCCCAGAGCAGCUGGACGUCCUCUACCGCUGGUACGUGCAGGACUCGAACCCCACCCGCAAGAUGCUGGACUGUAUCUCAGAGGAGGUGGGGCUCAAGAAACGGGUGGUGCAGGUGUGGUUCCAAAACACCCGUGCCAGGGAACGCAAGGGACAGUUCCGGUGCGCUGCCAGCGCCGGGAUCCCCCCCAUCAAGACCUCCCCAUCCUCUUCCUUGGCCAAGUUGAGUCCUGGGGGCGGGACGGCCAACGUCUCCAUUGCUGGGAUCUCCAACAUCUCCAGUGGCGGGAUGGCCAACGUCACCAUCGGUGGGACGGCCAACAUCUCCGUUGGCGGGACCUCCAAUGUCUCCGGUGGGGGGAUGGCCAACAUCUCCAUUGGCGGGACCUCCAAUGUCUCCGGUGGGGGGACGGCCAACAUCUCUGAUGGCGUCUCUGAUAGUGGGACAGCCAAAGUCCCCUACAGCAUCAACCAGGCCGAGCCAGAGCCAUCAGAGUUUAACGAAGCCCGGAGCCCAUCUGGUGGUGAUCUGAGCGACUCUUCUUCCUCCUCUUCCUCUUCCUCCUCCUUGGCCGACCCAGAGUCGCCGGGCGGGCACGGGCGGGCGUCGGAGGGGGUGGCUGGGCUGGAUCUGCUGGGCCAGCGCCGCUACCGGACCCAGAUGUCCAGCCUGCAGCUGAAGAUCAUGAAGGCGUGUUACGAGGCCUACCGAACGCCCACCAUGCAGGAGUGCGAGGUGCUGGGCGAGGAGAUCGGCCUGCCCAAGAGGGUCAUCCAGGUCUGGUUCCAGAACGCACGGGCCAAAGAGAAGAAGGCUAAGGUGGCCUUGGGUGAGGGGGGCCCUGGGGCUCCCUCUGAGGGCCCCCCUGAGCCUCGGGCUGAGUGCCCCGUCUGCCAGGUCAAGUACGACUUCUACGUCUCCUGCCGUGGCCACCUGUUCUCCCGUGGCCACCUGGCCCGGCUCAAGGAGGCCGUGCAGGCCCAGCUGCGCAGCGAGGGCCACGAAGGGGUGCCAGGGCCCCCGCUCCUGCCCGUCCCCCCUGGAGCCUCCCCGGCAGCCAGCGCCACAGGCCCCUCCGCCGCCCCCAGCACCGGACUCCUGGGUUCCACGCCGCCAGGACGUCCCUUACCUCAGAGCCAGCUCGGCUCAGCGCUGGAGCCCGCCGGGGAGACCCAGCCAGAGCCGGGAGCCGCCGGAGCGUCCGUCGCCGGAGCCACCAGACUUCCCAGCACCGUGGCCAACCCCACCUCGCCCACCCUAAAGACCCUGAAGAGUUUGAAGCCGACGGUGCCCGCCCUCCUGGGCACCCAGUUCCUGCCCUUCUCCGUGCCGGCGGGUGCCCCGGCCUCUCUGUUCAGUGCCCCGCUGCCCGGCGGCUACUUCCAGCAGCUGUACGGCAUGAAGAAGGGGCUGUUCCCCAUGAAUCCCGUCAUACCUCAGACCCUCAUCAGCCUGCUGCCCGGCAGCCUGCUGCCCGCCCCCGAGGCCCCCGAGCCGGCCGGGGUCUCCACGGUGGACGUGGCCCACCACUACCUAUGCUGCCAGUGCAAGGCGGCGUUCGAGGGGGAGGCGGCGGCCGCGGCCCACCAGACCGGCUUCUGCUACUACGGCCAGCCGGCGCCCGCUCCGCUGCGGGUGCCCGUCUGCACCUACCACUGCCUGGCGUGCGAGGUGCUGGUGAGCGGGCGGGAGGCGCUGGGGGCCCACCUCCGCUCCAGCGCCCACCGCCGCAAGGCCGGCCCCGCCCCCGGCCCCGCCCCCGGCCCCACCCCGGCCUUUGCCAAAGAGGAAGCAAAGUUACCUCACUCGGACCCCAGCCCAAAAAGCAACUCUACCUCGACCACGCUUCUAGCUUUAUGAACCGCGCGGGGUGCAGCUGGAGACGGGGGGCACCUGGACCCUCCCCCCCCCGCCUCCCGGAACCCUCCCGCCCUGGGUGACCCCCAGCCUGGAACCCCCAAUGCCAGGCCCCAAGCCCCCUCACUCUGGGGAACCCCAACCCAGGACUGCCCCGGGUCCUGAGGGACCCCCCACCCGGAACACCCACUGCCAGCUUCCAACAUAUCCACAUACCCCCCAGUCUGCCUCCCCAGCUCCCAAUGUGCCCCCCUUGCCCCUCCCCCAUACUCCCAACCCAGCUGUAGGGAGUUGGCACAGCUGGGUGCGUGGGGGGGGGCGUGAAUUGAACGCACACACCCUGCCUUCUUGGUUGGCGAGGUGGCCCCACGUGUGCUAGGCGUGUUCCCAACACAGCUGGCCCCACACACCCCCACCUCUCCACACACGUGUCAGGCAUGUUCCCGCCACGCAGGCUCCCCCAAAUGCCCCCAGCCUUCAGCCCCACAUAUGCUCCCUGUGCACCCCAGAGACGUCUCAGACUCUGCCCCCCCACACACAUGAGACAGGGCUUCCACAUGACCCACCCCACCACCUCCCUCUCCUCCCCCAGCCUUUCCCUUCCCCUUCCCCCCCAGCCUCCCUUCCCCCCAUGCCAACUCCCAGGUGCCCCCCAGGCUGCCCCCCCCAGCACAUGCCCCGUACUGUUACCGAUCAAGACAGGCCAAAACCAAAACUCAACUCAACGGACAGCACGAGAGACAAACUCAAGGAAAUGAAAAACGGGGGGGGGGCAACCCCUGGACCCCCCAUCCGUCCCCCCCCGAAAUCCCGCCUCUUCUCCUCCCCUCGAGCAUGCUCCGCCCAUUGUGUAUAGAACUCGUCGGGACGGACGGACGGACAGACAGACACUGGCUCCAGCCCCAACCAAACAGGGGACCGGGGGCCCAUCGCCCCGCCGGUCUCUCGGCCGAGGGCUUUGCAGGCUCAGCCCUCGCUCCCCAGUGUUUCCGGGGCGACCCGGGGCGGGGAGGAGGGCGUGGAUCGAUGGACGUGCCCCCCCGACCCCCAAUCCUUCAAAGGCUUUAAAAGAUCCCCACGUGCCCGGUUCCCCCCACCCAAAAACUUCCUCCCCAUCCACCCAGGCCGCCGGACGAGGGAACGAAUUCACCCCCCACCUGCCGCCCCGCGAAGCCAAAGCUUCUCCUACCGCAACCAAAAACCCACCAACCACGCAACCACCCGAGCGAGGACCUGACAGACGCCUCCGCCCCCCCCAAAAGAGAACUCAGCCCGAGGCCGCACCUCAACGUCCGACGGCAAAGGGCUGGGUCUGCCCCCCUUCCCCGCCUCAUCCCGUCGAAAUGAUUUCAUUUCCGUCACCCGGUUGGGUAGUUUUAAACUUCCCCCCCCCCGUGUCCCCUGCACCCCAGGAUCGAGUCAUUUCUACGACGGGAAGGGGCCGUUUUGUGAGCCCGCUCGUCGCUGUGAACCAAACGUACUACAAACCAUGGGGGGGGAAGGGGGGGAAAUAAAACUUGGGCUUGUGCCCCCCCCGCCUCCAACCCGCCCUCCCCACCGGAGCACCAAAAAACCCGGCAUUUGUUGUGUAUUUAAAGAAAAGGGGGGACAAGGGAAAAGAUCCCCCCCAAAAGGAAAUAAAAGGAAUUGAAAAUAAAUGCUAUGAAAGAAAAGAGCGGUCGGGGGGGCGCAUCGGGUCAUGGAGCGGAUGGGCAAAGUGGGGGGAAGAAUCAGAAGGAGAAAGUGGACGGAGAUGGUGGAAAUUCCCAUUGUUUUAGGGGAUUUGUCCUGUGUGUUCCCGGCCCUGGCUCCGCCUCCUGUGGAAGGAGCCCCGCCCCCUGCAAGGCUCCGCCCCCUCUGGGCUGACUCCACCCCUUCUUUCCUAGCUCUGCCCCUCCACCUCAGCCCCUUUCCCUGCUCUCCCCACUCCUGCAGAGAUGCCCCUGUUCUCCCAUUGACCUCACCUCUUUUGCCAUAAGCCCCACCCCUCCUCAAUUAGACCCGCCCCUUCUGCCAUUGGUCCUUCUCACCUCCCUCGGCCUGUUCUUCCCACCCCUUUCCCCAUGAGCUCCCCCAACCCCUCUCUUCACCCUGGUCCCACCCUUUUCCCCAUCGGGCCCUACCUCUUCCUCCUUAGCCCCUCCCCUUCUUCCUUAAUUGAACUCCUCCCCUUAUUGGCCCCUCCCGCUUCCUAGGAGCUACUCCUUUCGCCCAACCCCUUCCUCCACCGAUCCCCAUUGCCCCCACCUCUUCCUCCAUUAGCCCCACCCCUUUCUCCAUUAGUCCCUCCCAGUUCCCUGGUUCCCCCUCCCCCCCUUAGUUCUGCUUUUUUUUUGUGACUAAAAUUGACCCCGCCCCUUUCUCUUUGACCCGCCUCUCAUGGGAGGAGGGGGAGCACAAGAAGACUCCACAUCCUUCUCCAGACUCCGCCUCCUCCCCUGCAGAGAAGAGGUGGGGCUAAGGAGGUGGGA